Hemicordylus capensis (graceful crag lizard) is the source of this 2784-nucleotide messenger RNA. RefSeq names its product cathepsin Z-like. Gene Ontology annotation, cellular component: lysosome. The transcript has 6 exons. The coding region runs from base 146 to 1195 and encodes 349 amino acids. The record is from RefSeq and is a predicted model, not a curated record. Gene Ontology annotation, molecular function: cysteine-type endopeptidase activity. NCBI's taxonomy places the organism in Eukaryota, Metazoa, Chordata, Lepidosauria, Squamata, Cordylidae.
UGUUGCCAGGAUCCGCGACAAAUCACGAGAUCUUCGCGGAGGAUUAGCAAGCAAUGAAUAGCAAUCAACUUAUCAAAGGCUGGCGAUUCACUCGGCCGUUAUCAGCCUCACACCGGGGUGUGGCACACGGGACGGGCUGCCCACUAUGGGUUCACAUAAAGUUCCCCUUUCCCAAUCCGGCAGCCGCAGAAGCCGCAGGUGCCACUGCCGGGCCAGACCCAUCUGCUGCUCCUGUCGCCAGCGCCGCUCCAAGCCAGGCAUUUCUCCUGCUGCGACCAUGCCUCGGCUUUCCCUCCUGCUCUCGCCGGCCGCGGCUCGCUUCCUGGUGCUGCUGCUGGGCGUUUGCACCUCCGAGGCGGGCCUCUACUUCCAGGAAGGGCAAAGUUGCCACAAGCCGCUGCUGGAGAAGCCCCCCGAGGUCAGAACCUACCCUCGUCCUCAUGAAUAUCUGGACCUCUCUGAACUGCCCCAGAGCUGGGACUGGCGAAAUGUAGAUGGUGUCAAUUACGUGAGCACCACACGCAACCAACACAUCCCUCAGUACUGCGGGUCCUGUUGGGCUCAAGGCAGCACUAGCGCCAUGGCAGACCGCAUCAAUAUAAAGAGGAAAGGUGCUUGGCCUUCUGCUUACCUCUCCGUUCAGCAUGUUCUUGACUGUGCUCAUGCUGGCACCUGUCAUGGAGGAAGCCACAGGCAAGUAUGGAAGUAUGCUCAUGACCAUGGCAUCCCAGAUGAGACUUGCAACAAUUACCAAGCUAAAGAUCAAAAGUGCAAGAAGUUUAACCAGUGUGGAACAUGUGCUACAUUUGAUGUAUGUUACCCAAUAAAAAACUACACCCUCUGGAAAGUUGGUGAUCAUGGGCAUAUCCGUGGGCGAGAACAAAUGAUGGCAGAAAUCUACAUAAAUGGUCCAAUCAGUUGUGAGAUCAUGGCCACUCCAAAGUUGGAAAACUACACAGGAGGACUUUAUACAGAAUACCACCCUCGGUCCAUCUCAAACCACAUAAUCUCCGUUGCAGGCUGGGGGGUAGAAGAUGGAACGGAAUACUGGAUCGUUCGGAACUCUUGGGGCGAGCCCUGGGGUGAGCGUGGCUGGCUUCGAAUUGUGACGAGCACAUAUAAAGACGGAAAAGGAGGAGACUACAAUCUGGGUAUUGAAAAUGGGUGUGCCUAUGGAGACGUCAUACUUCCUUGAAUCUACAGUGGGGCUUUGUUUGUGCUCCUGCAUUUGAAAUGAAAGGGAUCUUCCAGCAAGACUUCAUCUUUCGAAAGGAAAGGCUAGCUUUCUGGCAGUGCAUGUUAAUCCGUAGUGUAUAAAACAUUAGGAUAAACAAGACUGCUAAUUUAGUAAGCAUUUGGAUUCUAGCCCACAAUUAACAUCCCAAAUGAAAUACCGGUAUUGAUUGCACAGAAAGAAUGAGUACACACCUAUUUUGUUUUCUCUUUGGAUGCGUUCAUCUGUUAUGAUAGAAUAUCAUAUCUACCCGAAUAGAAGCUGACCCUUUAAAAAUAUAUAGGUUAAAUAAAGGUUCUACCUGUAUUUGCCUGAAAGUAAGAGGACUCUGAAUUUAAGAUGACACCCUGAUUUCUAACAUCAAAGAACCUGGAAAAUACCUAGAGGUCAUUCACACAAAUGAAAACUGUAUUCUAUCCAGGUUUAGGAGCUGUGUGUGCUCCCAAUUUUUGUUUGUGCAGAAGUAAGCUAAGAGGAAAACUUGGGUAGAAGUGAUUGUGUGGUAGCAAGGUAGGAGGAAAAGCUACCAAGGAUUUCCUUCCUACCUUGCUUCCAUACAAUCACAACUACCCAGGUUUUCCUCCUACCUUGAACCCACAGAACGAAAAAUUGGGAGCACACGCAGCUCCCAAACCUGGUUAGAACACAGUUUUUGCUUGUGUGAAUGACCUCCUAGUCUUGGAUUCAGGUAAAUAUGGUAUAUAAACAUCAGGGGCGUAGCAAGGUUGGAGUGGGCCCAGAGACAAGAUUUUAAAAUGCGCCCCCGCCCCCCGAAGCUCAGCUCAUGAUGUAAAGAAAUCUUAAAUGAGGCUGAAUAGUGGCAACAAAAAGCAUAGGAGAUAUAUAUAUAUAUAUUUGAUCUAUAUAUAUAUAACCUAUGCUCCUAAAAAGCAUAGUUAGGAGAUAUAUAUAUAACCUAUGUGCCACAAUAGAACAUAGAACAUCAUCCUAGAUUAUUUUUUUAAAGGUUUUGUAAUUUGUGGACGAUGCAAGUCAUUUAAUGGCACUAGAGAAAGAUUGUUCUGGUAGCUGUUCUGGUAGCUCCAGGUCUUAACACUCACAUCAGUUUCGGAGGAUGAAUACAACUGAAGGAAGCCCGGGUGGGUGUGCGGCUGGGGGAGUCAGUCAUGUGACUUGCCUCUGGGGGGCCCCCCAAGGCAGUGGGCCCCCAGACAACUGUCUCCCCUUGCCCUGUUAUAGUUACGCCCCUGAUAAACAUGAAGUUGUUGAUUGUUAUUCGCACAGGACUGAAUUGGAUUUAUAGGUUUAUCUCACAUUUCAAAGCUCAACUGUGAGUGAGCUAAAAAGGAUUUUGUUAUCAGCUAUUACUGUGGAUUGCCACUGUGCUGUCUUAUUUACAUGGCAUUGUUACAGACUGGACUUACAUUUCAGAGCUUAUUGAUCUCCUUGUUUACAUUUUGUGUUCUUUUCCUGCACCUAUUUAUGUGUUGCUGUGAGGAUAAACACAACCAUGUUUAUGAAUGUGGAAAGAUUCAGGAAGAUUCCUCUUCCUUGGAAGAAGAGGGGGUAUACAUGUAAAAAUAAAAUAU